This is a messenger RNA of Dujonia railenensis, 525 nucleotides long. The record is from the annotation of a GenBank genome assembly. Lineage: Eukaryota; Fungi; Ascomycota; Pichiomycetes; Serinales; Debaryomycetaceae.
AUGUCAUACUUUGAUCUUGACGAUAUCCUUUCAGAUGGAGAAAAAAUCCCUUGCCGUUUCAAUAUGACUGUCCCUGGUUUAGGGUAUCUUGAAGGGAACGCUGGUAAAGACAUUGAGAGAAACACCAAAGUGGAACUACCACUUUGGCUUGCAGAAGUACUCGCUAUUUGUGAACUUUCGGAAGAGUCACAAUCUUCAUUUAUUGAUCUUUCACAGCCCGAAUUUUUAAACCAAAAAGUCAUCAACGCAAUAAAGGCUAACCCAUUAAGUGUAGAUCUCCACUCUAUCUUAAGUAAUUACUACAGGCUAAGUGAGAAAUGGGCUGCUAUGUUUAGUGACUCGGAAUUGAUUGAAAUUGUACUGACCAUGUUGAAGGAAAGGGCCUUUGAGAUUAAUAAUUAUGCUUGUAAUGCUAACAAGCAGACAAACAGUAACUUUUUAUACUCGUUGGACGAGUUUGAGAAGAAAUUGUACAAGACUACUGCAGUCUCAAAUAAGCAAAUGAGAAACUGGCUCAAGAGUUAG